CUCCAAGGGGACUCUCUGCCUGCUUUCCCUCCACGGCCGUCUCAUUUCCAUUCAGCUAACUUUUCAGCUUUUAACAACGGACAAUGGCCCAGCAACAACAGAUCAGCCUGCCAGCCAAACUGAUCAAUGGAGGAGUAGCAGGGAUGGUUGGAGUCACCUGUGUGUUUCCAAUAGACCUCGCUAAGACACGACUGCAAAAUCAGCGCAGCGGGCAGCAAAUCUAUAAGAACAUGAUGGACUGUCUGAUAAAAACAGUUAGAUCUGAGGGUUACUUUGGCAUGUACAGAGGUGCUGCUGUAAAUCUUACACUAGUGACCCCGGAGAAGGCCAUCAAACUUGCUGCCAAUGAUUUCUUCCGCCACCAGCUCAGCAAAGAUGGUAGCAAACUCACAGUGUUUAAGGAGAUGCUGGCUGGGUGCUGCGCAGGCAUGUGCCAAGUCACCAUCACAACACCAAUGGAGAUGCUCAAGAUCCAGAUGCAAGAUGCUGGCAGAAUUGCUGCCCAACAAAGGGUGAUGCCGAGUGUGGUAACAACUCUGAAAAUGGGUGGGACCAGCGCAGUUUUGUGCCGUUCGUAUAACACCAGCCCCGCGCCUGUGAUGAGACAAUCAGCCACACAGAUCACCAGAGAGCUGUUGAAGACCAAAGGAUUCACUGGACUGUACAAGGGACUUGGUGCUACUUUGAUGAGGGAUAUCCCAUUCUCUGUGGUAUAUUUUCCUCUGUUUGCUCACCUGCACCAGUUGGGUCAGUCCUCACCUGAAGGAUCUGUACCAUUUUACUGGUCGUUCAUGUCUGGCUGUCUGGCUGGAUGUGUGGCUGCUGUGACUGUCAGUCCUUGUGAUGUGAUUAAGACAAGGCUGCAAUCCCUCAAAAAGGGAGCUAAUGAAGAAACCUACAAUGGAAUAGUGGACUGUGCUAGGAAUAUCUUGAAAAAGGAGGGUCCUGGGGCGUUCCUCAAGGGAGCCAGCUGCCGGGCCCUGGUUAUUGCCCCUCUGUUUGGUAUUGCCCAAGUGGUGUACUUUGUGGGAGUUGGAGAGAUCCUGCUGGGUUACACCCCUCAAAGCAUUUACUCUUCAUAAACAAGCUGUUUUUGAUCAUUUUACCGACACAUUAAAUCAGGGGCAGCUUUGCCCUGGGUGUA
This is a messenger RNA of Boleophthalmus pectinirostris (great blue-spotted mudskipper), 1144 nucleotides long. RefSeq names its product mitochondrial glutamate carrier 1-like. The transcript has 9 exons. Gene Ontology annotation, molecular function: L-glutamate transmembrane transporter activity; L-aspartate transmembrane transporter activity. Lineage: Eukaryota; Metazoa; Chordata; Actinopteri; Gobiiformes; Gobiidae. The coding region runs from base 84 to 1082 and encodes 332 amino acids. Gene Ontology annotation, biological process: L-glutamate transmembrane transport; aspartate transmembrane transport; malate-aspartate shuttle. The record is from RefSeq and is a predicted model, not a curated record.